Betta splendens (Siamese fighting fish) is the source of this 5742-nucleotide messenger RNA. Its product is annotated as synaptotagmin-2-like. Lineage: Eukaryota; Metazoa; Chordata; Actinopteri; Anabantiformes; Osphronemidae. The transcript has 9 exons. Gene Ontology annotation, biological process: regulation of calcium ion-dependent exocytosis; synaptic vesicle endocytosis; regulation of dopamine secretion. The record is from RefSeq and is a predicted model, not a curated record. Bases 168 to 1466 code for a protein of 432 amino acids. Gene Ontology annotation, molecular function: phosphatidylserine binding; calcium-dependent phospholipid binding; clathrin binding. Gene Ontology annotation, cellular component: axon; synaptic vesicle membrane; dense core granule.
AAACAGUGCGAAGAAGAGCGCUGUAGUUGCUGGUGCUGAUGGGAAAGCAGUCGAGGGACUUCACCACGGCAUUGUAACGUUAUCCCCAAGUGCCUGUUUGGAAAUAGGUUAGACUGUUUUGGAGAACAGGAUUCUGGAAUAGUGUUGGGACACCGCGUGCAGCAUAAAUGACGAAGUGGAACUUGUUCCGGCAUCAGACAACGCCCAUGGUCGCUGCCAAGCCAACGGGGGCCAGUACCUUGAGUGUGACUCCAGCCCCCGUCGCCCUAGUGUCCGCUGACAACUCCACCGAGCCGGUCAGCAAGAACGACGCCUUCGACGAGAUCAAAAACAAGUUCCUGAAUGAAAUUGACAAGAUCCCACUGCCGUCCUGGGCCAUCAUCGCCAUCGCUGUGGUCGCUGCAUUGCUCAUUUUAACAUGCUGCUUCUGCAUUGUCAAGAAAUGCUGCUGCAAGAAGAAAAAGACCAAGAAGGGAAAAAAAGGGAAGGGUGAAAUGGGAAUGAAGAACCUGAAAGGGGGGGAGAAACCACAGGAUGACGAUGAUGAGGAAGAUGAUGUUGAGCCUGGCCUGACUGGGGAUGAGAAGGAGGAAGAGGUGAAGGAGAAAGAGAAGCUUGGGAAACUUCAGUACUCCAUCGAUUAUGACUUCCAGGAGAACAAGCUGACUGUGGGCAUCUUGCAAGCAGCAGAUCUCCUCUCCAUGGACAGCGGCGGCACCUCAGACCCGUACGUCAAAGUGUUUGUCCUCCCGGAUAAAAAGAAGAAGUUUGACACAAAGGUGCAUAAGAAGACACUCAACCCUGUCUUCAAUGAGACUUUCACCUUCAAGAUUCCGUUUCAGGAGAUGGGAGGGAAAACUCUGGUAAUGUCUGUAUACGACUUUGAUCGCUUCUCUAAACACGACGUCAUUGGAGAGAUUAAAAUACCUAUGAACACGCUGGACCUGGCGAAGCCAAUUGAGGAGUGGAGGGACCUGGAUAGUGCAGAUCAGGAAGAGCCAGAGAAGCUGGGGGACAUUUGCAUUUCUUUGCGUUACGUCCCCACAGCUGGAAAACUCACCAUUUGUAUCCUGGAGGCCAAGAACCUGAAGAAGAUGGAUGUGGGUGGACUGUCAGAUCCAUAUGUGAAGAUCAACCUGCUGCAGAACGGGAAGAGGCUGAAGAAGAAGAAGACGACGGUGAAGAAGAACACGUUGAACCCUUACUACAAUGAAUCCUUCAGCUUUGAGAUUCCUCUGGAGCAAAUGCAGAAAAUCCAAGCCGUGAUCACUGUGCUGGAUUAUGAUAAGAUUGGCAAAAAUGACGCCAUUGGGAAGAUCUGGGUGGGAAGCAAGUCCACAGGAGCCGGGCUGAAGCACUGGUCCGACAUGCUGGCCAAUCCCCGCCGCCCUAUCGCCCAGUGGCAUCCACUGCAGCCAGAGGAGGAGGUGGACGCGGCCCUUGCAGCCCUGACUGCCAAGAAGUAACCCAUCAGCCACACCCACACCCCCCAUCAUGUCCCCAGGUUCUAGAAGAACAAGCAGUCCACACACACCCUUCCUCUGCCCCCUUCCCACAAAGAUCCAUAGAGAUCCAUAGAUGCCAUUUGACAUAGUGGAAAAUAUAGUUUAAAACAGAAUUGUGUAAUAUUAAAUCAUGUUAUUGAAAAAAUAAGAGAAGUAACAGGAUGGACAGGUACUGCUGAUUUCCUUUAGAUCUAUUUUUGUAUUGGGGUUGUGAUUCUAAUAAGGUUGCAGAGCAGACUCUGAAGAACAGUAGGAGAACUGUACAGGAAUCUGGUGACGGAGGGGAUAAAACACAAGUCGGCUCAUGUUGUACUUCUCACCCUGUCCCUUUAGUGACACAGUUUGCUUAGACUAGUGCUUAAUAAUAAAAUGCUUUAUACUGCCAUGUACUAGAGAUAUAACACAAGCAGGUCCAUUCCUUAGGUGUGUCGUGCACCAUGUUCCUCACCUGCCAGUUGUCAUACUAGCUGAUUCUGUUGGUUUGAAGUACAUUCCUAGAGCUGGGCCAUGACCCACAGACACUCUGCCUUCUUGAUUAGUUCCCCCUCCACCUUCGUCUCAGGAAAACGUUCUGAGAGGAAACUGAAGCACCAUGCCUUUGUUUCCCUUUGGGUUGUUGUGAUGAGAGAGAAGUUGGCUCCAGAAGCUUGCCCCCUUUUUACAAGCACUUUGGUUUGCUUACGGUUUUGGUGACACAAGGCUUUCAAUUACUGUUAUUGCACCUGCAGCGCGGUUCGUCAGGGGAAAGGGAGGAAACCACAUGUUUCCAGCUUCCAGUUUGAAUACAGGUAUUUUUGAUACAAGGCUGCGUUUAUCAUCCCAACAGCAAAAAGCAAGGGAAUAUCAGAGCGGGGCCAACAUCGUUCCGGUUCAGACCGCCUGACAUCGAUUACUGCCUGCCUCCACCUCCUCCCUCCUAACGCCUCUAGUUCUGUAUCUCACUUGUUCACUGCCAUUAGUCAUGGACUUGACACAAGGGUUUUACUUCAAAGGAAUCCCUAUAACAGUCUUACAGUCAUAAAGGAGACAAGCCUUCCAAGUAACAAAAUAAGCAAUUCUCAACUACCAGGGACGCCUUCCAGUUAAUGGUGUUGUUCUUUGGUUUUAUUUUUAUUUUUUUUCUUAUUUUCAGGUGUUUUAUUUUUACUUCACUUCGAGCACUUUAAAUCCAAAUGUUCCAUUUAAGUACCAUCAGAAACCAGAGCUUUAAUUAAUGACUCCUGUCAGGAGGAGCAGCUGGUUCAACAGAGUAGCGUUGUGCGUCUAAGCUUCUCUGUUGUUGUUGUUGUUGUUGUUGUUGUUGUUGUUGUUGUUGUUGUUGUUGUUGUUGUUAUUGUUGUUGUUUUGCUUUGCUUUGCUUUGCUUUGCUUUGCUUUGCUUUGCUUUGCUUUGCUUUGUUUUGUUUUGUUUUGUUGAUGAUUUUUGAUUGUUUUGUUGUUUCCUUUUCUCACUUGAUUUGAAGAUUAUGGUCUGGAAGGAGCCACUGAUCCAUGUGUAUCUUAUACACAGCUUACCAAACUGUUAAAUAAUUGCACUACUGGGUAUUACUCUGUUGUUUGGUCUGUGUAGGGUUACAACCCAUGCGGCUCCUUGGCUUGUCCACAGACUGUAAUUGUUAUAGUGUGUUUGUGAAUUAAUAAUCUGCUGCAGAGAAACUGGAGGGUGAGCUGUUGAAGUGUUUGACCAGAACCCAUCGGCUGUGAAUAAUCUGGUAAAAGCUUAAUUAAAACCCUGAUGUUCUCCAGGGGGGUAAAGCCCUUAUUUUACUUUCUUGGAGGUCUAGUUAUUAAUUAAAAUCGGCAAUGCCUGCAAACGUCAUUAGAAAAAAGUACCCAUUGAUUGUUUUUAAAAUAAUGCAGAUCACCUUUUAAACAGCAAGUUUAUGAAUGUGGGCUUCAUGUCGUUAGUUGUGAUUUUUUUCUUUUAUGAUCAACACAGACCCUGUUUAAAUUUCAGUUUCUCAUCUCACAUCCUUCAUUCAUUGAUUUUUAGUUUUGUUGAUGCAGCAACACUAAAGACAAAGGCAUCAUGGAAGCAAUCAAGCAACCCAUUGGUGUGUAGUUCUGCCUAUAUACAUAGUUCAUACACAUUGAUACUGCAUGUUUAUACAAAAUACUGUAAAUAUGAGCAUGUUUUAGAGACGAGGCAGAAAUAUCCUGUGUACGUAAAUGGGUGUCAUUUGUCAUUUUAAUGAGGGAAAAAUAUGCACUGUAUAUUUUCUAAAUAAACAAUGUGUAUUUAUUUUCCAUGAGGGUCACUGGCGAGAAUGUCGUACAAAUAUUAGACUACUGAGAAGAAACUGUCCGUCCAUCUCUGAAGUGUGUCGUCUAGUUCCAUGUGUGAGCUCUUGUAGGAUGAAAUGUGGCCGCAUGCUUGCUAUCCAAUUCCUUGUGCUUAGUUAUUUUCCUUUGAUGCCAUUUAUCUGCCACAAAUGUUGUUACAGAUCUAAUGUAAAGGCCAGUUUUGAUUAUGCUGGAUUUUUUUAUUAUUAUUAUUAUUAUUAUUAUUAUUAUUGUUUAUUGUUAGCAAUGGGAGGUUCUCUAAGUCUGUGGAAUAACUUUUAAUUAUUUAUCAUUUGGUUUUGUGCUCGUCUGAGAUAACACAUAGAAGUGAAUAAUUGUACGAUCUGUAGGUAGGUUGUACGAUUGUAGGAGUUGUUAUCGGAUCUAUUAUUGCUUUGGGGGAAAGUCUGACGGGGAAGUGUGAAAAUCCCAUGUCCUCCCACGCAAACGACUUGGAAUCUUUUCUUGUUCUUGUUCUUAUGCUUCUUGUUCUUUCUUUCUUUCUUUCUUUCUUUCUUUCUUUCUUUCUUUCUUUCUUUCUUUCUUUCUUUCUUUCUUUCUUUCUUUCUUUCUUUCUUUCUUUUUUUACUUUUGACUUCUGUUUAAAUGACCUGAAACCCUUCACGACUGUGUCUCUUUUGUUUAUCCUACAAUACGUGUAUGUGUAUACAGGAUACAUGAAUAAGAUAAAUCUAAAGCCAUAAGACUCAAGCACUAACUGUUAACAGCUCAGCUGAGUAACUACAGUUUAUUUGUGAACAUCUUGCACAUGGAAAUGCAGUGUAAAAUCUCCUUGUUUCCCAUUAACGCUACUGACUGUGACCAAAUCCUGCACUGAGAGUAGUUCAGUUAAAGCCUAACCUAAUACUUCACCUAACCACUAACCUAAAAAUUCACCUAAUACUGCCAGGACCUGUUACACUUGCCUGCUUUGGUCACACAAGGAUCCAAUGACGAGGCAAACAGGUGAAUUUAUAGCACAUCCACAUUUUUCUAUUCUUGCCUGAGGGACCACUGGUAUCGCUCCAUCGUGUGUGUGUGUGUGUGUGUGUGUGUGUGUGUGUGUGUGUGCGUGCGUGCGUGCGUGCGUGUGUGCGUGCAUGCGUCCGUGUGUGCGUGUGUCCUCAGAUAAAUAAAUAACAAAUGUCCGUUAAAGACAGGAUGACCCUGUCCUGACCCAUCCCUAUAUGUACAUGUAUCUCUGACCCCUAGUAAAGCCUAAUGCACAACUGUACCUGAAGCUGUGUCAGCAGCUAGAGGUCACCAGCCACAGCUAGUUUUGUUUUCUUUCAGAAGGCACAGACACCACUACUAACGCUGUUUCUUCUUUUUGUUCUUUUGUAUAUGUGUAAACACUUAGUUUGUCUUUUUGUUUGUUUGUGCUCUUCUAACUCAUGCGACUUUAAGUCAUCACCCUUACCUGUUUGCUUUAGUUUGCAUCUUUGCCGUAUUUAUAUGUUAUGACACUGAAUAGGACACAGACUCAUCAACUUCUCUACUGAAUCUAGUUUCUCUGAGUGUAAACAAUACAUGUUUACAGCAUGGACAUACUGGACACUGCCAACCAUGCAGGAGCGUAUCAGUCCCCCCUUUCUCAACCUUGCUGCAGCACUACUCUCCAGACUCUUUGAUUUCUGCUUGGCUGCGCCUCUUUUUUCUUCUCAACAUCCUUUAAAGCAUCAGAGGACACCCAGGUCAUGUCCUCUAGCUGUGUUUCUUCGUGUCUAAUGUUGUGGUGCGUGUGUUCAUGUCAGUACUUGUUUCUGCUGUGGAUCGCAUGCUUUAGCCCUUGACUGGACACAAACGUUGCUCACAUCUCCUUCUGACCCUUGUGUGGACAAACGUUGGGGAUCCUUAUAAGUUACCAGGGGAACCAAAUAACUUAAUACAAAUGCAUCAUAUGUGUUACCAGUUCUGUAAAAAUCAAAUAGGAAAUAAAGGCCUUUUAAUUACCA